Messenger RNA from Fusarium redolens, 336 nucleotides. RefSeq lists its product as uncharacterized. The transcript has a single exon. The coding region runs from base 86 to 274 and encodes 62 amino acids. The record is from RefSeq and is a predicted model, not a curated record. Lineage: Eukaryota; Fungi; Ascomycota; Sordariomycetes; Hypocreales; Nectriaceae.
GCGUGAACAGCCCAACAGCCAUCAAGACCUGCCUCAUAUGGCAUCUCGAGGACUCUGCCUUGCCAGCGAGUGACGUGGAUCCCUGAUGAUGUGCGAGAAGAUGAAGCGAGGAGGGAUUCAUGUGUCCAGCACAGCUGCAUCGGUGUGGCCCGGCAGUGGAUUAUUGGCACAGAGGAGAGCGGUUACGUUCCUGCCUCCAUCUGACUCAACCUGGACUUGGAGAAAAGGGGAAACGGCAGUAACAUAUCCGGCUAAGCUCCUUCGGACAAUAUGACUUGUGUGGUUCAGCUGCGAGCAUAUAAGCUGGACAACUCCCGCCCAUUUUCAGCUUCACCA